AUGAGCAUCACUCCAUCCCUACCGCAACUCACCACCACCCCUCCUCCACCUGAUCCUCCACGUCGUAGAUUCGGUUCAGCGACAGCUACAGCCCCCAAAAGGGCCGACCGACCUUCAUUCUCAUCCUCAUCCAUCUCUUCCCCGGCCUUGAUCGCUCCUCCUCCGGAUGUACAGCGCACUCGAUCAGCUUCGUCUGCAUCAUCAACUGCCUCUGGCCCUAAUACCCCAACCCAGGGACAGGGAGGGUUCGAUAUUGGCUUGGCAGCUGAUAAGGCUCAACAAUGGUUAUCCACCUGGGCACCGAGGGGUGAAGGUCGAUCUAGAGAAUUCCUCACCAACACUCUGAAUGGGGUAGCCAACGUUGCUAGUCAAGUGUCGAAUAACCUAAAUAGGGAGGGAUUCGGAUCGAGAUCUAACAGUUUUGCAUCUGCCUCGACUCCUUCCGUACAAGGUCAAGCUAGUAUACCUUCGUCUCCUGAGGAGAGAUUCGGAGGUCCAGCGGCAGUAUCUGGCUCAGCAUUAUCUAUCUCCCCUUCCCCUAAUCCACUUCCACCAAUUAUCAACCAUACAACUUCUACACCUGCUCUGCCAGCUCAAAGGAAAAUACCUCAGCCUGCCAAUCUAUCUAGACUAGGUCAUAGCAAUUCUACCACUUCUACACCAACUACUACCACUGGCUCGUCAGCAUUGACAUCGAAACUCAAUGGAAGUGCCAAUGGAAGUACCAGCUCGUUGCCUCUACAUGGUCCAUCACAUCUCAAUCCCAAUGCACCUUCUAUCCCAUCAGGACAUCGCCGAAACUCUUCCACCGCUUCAAAUCCAAGUAGUCAUAAGAGGACAUCAUCAUUCGGAAUAUCAUUAGGCAAAUCACCAUCUAUAAGUCGAUCUGCGAGUUUGACCAAACAGGCGACGACGAAAUCGGCUGGAAUGCCAUAUAAGAUUGGGUUCCAGCCUCAGGGAGUGAAACACGAUAGGACGGAGGAGUUCGUUCGGGCUAGAAAGGUUAAAGGAGAAGAAAGGGAGAGGGAGGAAGGGAGAUUGGGAAGAAGGUGGGCAAAGCUCGUCGACCUUCAUUUCAACCCAACAAUCCCCAAUCCUUUACCUACCGUACCCACACUCACGAGAUCGUCCUCGUCUACAUUCUCGAUAUCAAGUCUGGCAUCUGGGUCUGGCGGUAACGAUCGUCGGAAAUCGUUACUCUCGAUAGACGGAGCUUUGGAUGCGUUGAAACCGAAAGACGUAUGGAAAGGGUUUAAGAGUGGACCUGGACCCGGAGGUGAAGAAGGGAAAAAGAGAGCCGCUGAACAAGCGAUAGUGAAAUGGGAGGAUGAUAGUGAAGUGAAAAAGUGUCGCAUAUGCCAAUCAUCAUUCUCCCUGUCCAAUCGUAAACAUCACUGCCGCUUAUGCGGUCGUAUAAUAUGUUCUCUACCCCCUACUCCACCAGCAUUAUUGGCGGUCCAGAUCCAGUUGUUUGCACCUGCCAAUCCUGAAGCUACAUCCACCAAUUCUCAAGGCGGUUUACCACCCGGCACUCGACGAGAGAAAUGUUCGUUGUUGUUGGUGGCAGAUUGGAAGACCGGUAGAGGUGAGGAGGUGGAAGAGGGAUUUGUGGGAUGGAUGAAGAUGGAUGAUCAGUCUGAUCAAGCUAUACAUCCUACUGUCACUAACAUCGAACCGAACCAAAAGUCUCCGGCGAGUCGGACGAGGAGAUCGAGAAUGAGUACGAAUUCGAUAUCAUCUUCUAUAAGUGAGGACCCUCAAGUCCACGAUAAAGAAAGAACUAUACCCCUGCCUCAACAGCCUAAGGAAGUUCAGGUCAAGGGAUGUAGAGUGUGCAGGGAGUGUUGGAGUGUAGUAUCUCGUAAACAGAAAAUGCAAGAUCGACAGAGAGUAACAGGAUUCGCACGGUUAUAUUCUGCUUUAAGGAGUUUACAAAGCAAUAUAGAAGAGUUGAUGCCUGAAUUUGAAGAUUUGUUGGCUGAUCUGACCGAAUCGGAUAACCCACUUGAGCCUUCCCCUGAAGUAUUAUCAAUCCACAAACAGCUCCUAACCCUCUUGACGCAGUAUGAACAUUUAUCAAAGCGAAUAGGAGGGUUGACGUGCGAAGAAGGAUCAAGUCAGGCUAUAGUCCAAUCUGCAGUGGCUAGGUCGGCAGCUGGCUUUUUGGCUAGGGAAAUGGUCAAAUUGCAGACACUUCAAAAAUUGCAAAAACGAGCUGCCAACGCUAAACGUAAAUCUCUCCGAAUUCACGAAUUGACCUUGUCGAAUUCAUUGAACGGUACGAGUCUAUCUGAUGGGAGUGGCACCACGACACCCACGUCGGAGUUGUUGGUGGAUAAAGGGAUUGAAGAUGUUGCGGUGGUUUUGCAACCUUUGUUAGAACAGGAAGCUCAAUUAGAAGUGUAUAUAUCUGAUGCGAAUUCGCAAAGGAAAUAUGAAGAUUCGAAAGCUUUGAAUGAAGCUUUGAGAGAGAUUAGGUUGGAGAUUGAACGGAUCACUCAAAGGGCCAAGUGA
Messenger RNA from Kwoniella botswanensis, 2514 nucleotides. RefSeq lists its product as uncharacterized. Bases 1 to 2514 code for a protein of 837 amino acids. The transcript has 8 exons. Gene Ontology annotation, molecular function: metal ion binding. The record is from RefSeq and is a predicted model, not a curated record. NCBI's taxonomy places the organism in Eukaryota, Fungi, Basidiomycota, Tremellomycetes, Tremellales, Cryptococcaceae.